Messenger RNA from Synchiropus splendidus (mandarinfish), 5253 nucleotides. RefSeq names its product zinc finger protein 532 (gene znf532). Lineage: Eukaryota; Metazoa; Chordata; Actinopteri; Syngnathiformes; Callionymidae. The record is from RefSeq and is a predicted model, not a curated record. The transcript is spliced from 10 exons. Bases 540 to 4220 code for a protein of 1226 amino acids.
UAGACAGGAAGGAGGCACCACAGGCCCUGUGAUACUAGUCAGCCCCAAAUCUUACAGACUGACAUGCAGUGCAUCCAAAUCAAUGCCACUUUUCACAUGAAUGAAUAGCACCUGACCAGAUCAGGUUAGAUUUGGCAGCCAGAUAUCUUCAAGACUGGUAGCAGGCCACUGAGAGGGAGCCUUGUUCGACUGAAAUGCUUCUGUGCAGUCUGCCAGCUGCUGCUUCUGCUCCUGAGCCACAGUGGAGAGUUUCCCUCACCCCCCUGCAUAGACAGAGACAAAAGGCCUGAUUCGCCUUUCGAACACUGCCCCCUCUACCCUUCCGUCCCUUCAUGAAGGUUUGAGAGGGUGGCAGGGGCUUAACCAGGACGCCCUGCCUGAACUAGGAUCUGGGACUAAACCAGAGACGGAGAGAGGGCAUUGAGGGUGGGGUGGAGCAGGAUGAGGGCUGAAAUGGCUGGGAGAGUAUAAGGCCUCGACAACCAGAGAGGAAAAAAGCCUGACAAGGGUUUUUUUUUUUCAGGUGAAGAAGCAAGAGCAUGGGCGAUAUGAAGACCCCAGACUUUGAUGAUCUGUUAGCAGCCUUUGACAUACCUGAUAUGGUGGAUCCUAAAGCCACCAUCGACUCUGACCACCCAGAUGGCCACGCAGUGCAGCUUAAGCCCUCGCCCAGUGGGUCUACCAUUAAUGAAGACGAAGCCCACAACUCAUCAGCCGGACAUGAUAUUGGCAUCAGUGUUAUUGUCAAAAACAUCAGAAACAUGGACCCUACCAAGAACGUUGGGGCUCUGUCUGAAGAGAACAAGGAGUUGUUCGCCAAGGCAUUUGCCCACUCUGUUAGCAGUAGCAAAGCUGUCAACAAUGGCAUCCUGCCCUGCCAAGCAAAGCGCUUUCACCCUCCUAAAGCAGGUUGGAAGAAAAGAAUCGGGCAACCAGCAACAAAGCAUUUUAAUCAGUUCAGUCCAAUCUCAAGUGCAGAAGAGUAUGAUGAGGAAGAAAAGAAUGACGUAGAUGAGCCAAAGGAAAGAAAAGCUACAUCUGAAAAAGACCAUUUCAAGUCCCCAUUGCUAGUACCAAGCACAGAAAAGCAGGAGCAAAACAACCACCAUAACUCAGUGAGGUGUCUCGCCUCUCCAUCAAACUUAACAACAGAGGCACCAAAUGAAAGGCUCCAUAAGCUUCAGGAGGUCAGAGAGGUGUUGAGAGCCGAUAAUGAAUGUAACAUCAACAUGAAAUCCAAGACCUCGGCUAAACUUUCAUCGUGUAUGGCUGCUAUAGCUGCUCUAAGUGCCAAAAAUGGAAGCCCUAUAGAAGCCAAUAGAAGUUCUCUAAAUACUGUGAAAAAACCAUUUGAAUCAGAUGAAAACAUGAAGACUCCAGAGGCAUUAACAGAAGCAGAACCAGCUUUGGAGACAGCAAAGAGACAGUUAUCAAAGCAACCAGCCAGUGACAACAGUGGUAAAUGCUCAGUAGCCUCAAGCACAGACGCGCUGGUUAUCCCAAAAGUCAGGAUAAAAACAAUCAAGACCUCCUCUGGACAGAUCAAACGUACAGUCACUCAUGUGCUUCCAGAUUUCGAAAAAGACAACAUUUCCGAUGGGCAAACUGCAGUGGCUACAAACGCAAUUUCAGCCUCUCCCGCAAGGUCACUUUUACCUGCCAGUACGGCCACACAAAUACCCAAGCAUAUGACAAUUAAACCAGUUGCAACAGCGUUUUUGCCAGUAUGUGCCGUAAAGACAGCCGGCUCCCAGGUCAUCAACCUUAAGCUGUCCAACAACACGACAGUCAAGGCAACGGUCAUCCCAGCCUCUUCUGUGCAAAGCGCCAGCAGCACCAUCCUAAAAGCAGCUAAUGCGAUCCAGCAACAAGCGAUUGUGGUGCCAGCAUCCAGCCUUGCUAAUGCCAAACUUGUGCCCAAAGCAGUACAUCUGACUGACCUCAACAUUCUCCCUCCCAACACGACUACAAGCACCACAGCGUCCAGUGUGAAGAACAAAAAAUCAACCCACCAAGUUAAGCAGCGACCUGUUCUGAAGGCUCAGCCCUCCAAGAAAGUCUCAAAGGUUCAACUGACAAACAGUUCUCAAAGUUCGGUUGUGGACGCAUUCAAUAAAGUGCUCAGUAGCAUCAACCCUGUUCCUGUGUAUGUCCCAAACCUCUCGCCACCGACCUCCACCGAUAUCGCUAUUCCUUCCCGUGGAUACAAAUGCCUGGAGUGUGGGGACUCUUUUGCGCUAGAGAAGAGCUUGUCCCAGCACUACGAACGACGCAGUGUGAGGAUCGAGGUCACGUGCAAUCACUGUGCCAAAGGGUUAGUGUUCUACAACAAGUGCAGCCUCUUGUCUCACGCCCGAGGACACAAGGACAAGGGGAUCGUCAUGCAAUGUUCCCAUCUUAUCCUUAAACCUAUACCGGCUGAUCAGAUGCUCAAACGGACAACCUCACCACCUGGUCUACCUGACAUCUCCGACCCCAUCAUCACCUCUACUGCACAGUCUUCAGAAGGCCAAAGAAAAGCCCUCAGUAGAGGACCCCAAACCACCGCCAAUUCCUUGGAGGACCAUGCAUUGAAACCCAAUCAGACCUGCCUCAAGUGUUCGGAGUGCAACAAGAAAUUUCACGACGACUGCUCACUAGCCCUGCAUUAUCAACAGACCCUUGACUCCAGUGGGCAGAUAUCUUGCUCGUCCUGCCAAAUGCUUCUGCCCAGUCCAUGCAGCCUCCGCUCACACCAGCGAAUCCAUCAGCACAAGUCUCCGUACAUUUGUCCAGAAUGUGGCACGAGCUGCCCGUCACUUCACUUUCAGUCCCACCUCGCUAAAGACUGCCUUCACUAUACGCGUAGAGUUGGGUACCGAUGCGUUCACUGCACUGUGGUCUUUGCUGAUGCCGCAUCACUGAAAUCCCACAUCCAGAGUUCACACUGCGAGCUCUUCUACAAAUGUCCGCUGUGUCCAAUGGCCUUCAAGUCUGCGCCUGGAACGCAUUCCCAUGCUGACUCGCAGCAUCCUGGUGUAAAGGCCGGAGAACCAAAAUUGAUAUACAAGUGUUCCAUGUGUGACACCGUGUUCACUCAGCAGUCCCUGCUAUUCACUCAUUUUGACCAGCAUGUAGCCAACCAUAAGGUUCCAGUGUUCAAGUGCCCAGAAUGCUCCAUCUACUACGCACAGAGACAAGUCAUGUUGGACCACAUAAAGGCUAUCCAUGGGACGCUGAAGACCUCUGAUGGAGCAUCAAACAUUGGAGUUUUCCAGCCACUGAGCUCCAAAACAACAAAUUCAAACAGCUCAAAGGGAAACAGCAGCCCAAGCAGUGAUAAGGACAAGGAUGGAGGAAAGGUAACUUGUCAAAACAAGGAAGAUGACAAACCAAAAGUCCCGGAUAAUAACAACAAAGCGGUGAGGAAGAAGACAACCGGAUACACAUGCACAGAAUGCAACCUUCCCUUCAGCUCAAAGGAUGCGUUUGUGGCUCACAUGAAGUAUGAGCAUAACAAAGUGCUGAAGAAGCACCCGUGUCGACUGUGUGAGAAGUCCUUCAACUCCUCCCACAGUCUUUGUCGACACAAUCGAAUCAAGCACAGGGGGCUUCGCAAAGUGUACGCCUGCCCAGACGGUCCAGCUGAGAAUUUCACAAAGAGAGCAGCGCUAGCUCAGCGCACCCUGAUGAUGCACAGCCAAGCCGAGAAGAGGACGGAAGACUCUCUUGAUGAGAGCUCAAGGCAGCAGAAGGAAACGGCUGACAUUCUAAAGAGGAAGCAAGAGGAGGAUGAGGAGUCCAUGACCCUCACCGUAAGAGACUCACAGCCUCUGAAGAAACUCAAGGUGAACAUUCCCAAAAUCCACAAGUGCGCAGUCUGCGGCUUCACCAGUGAAGACAUCACUGCUUUUCACAAGCACAUUCCUCAGCACAAGUCCAACGGCUCGUCCUUCCAGUGCCACGAGUGCGGCCUGUGCUACACCUCCCACCGUUCACAGGCCCGACACCUGUUCAUCGUCCAUCGCCUGAAGGAGCCACGUUGUCUUGGCAAUAAUGAUGAUGAGAGCCAGCGAGAGAACACGCUGGAUGUUACAGAUGAGAACAGUGACGGGAAACCAAACACCCAAUGCAAAGUGUGUGGUAAGGUUUUUGAAACAGAGGGCAGGUUAAACACUCACAUGAGGACUCAUGGCAUGGCCUUCAUAAAGGCGAAGAGACUGAGCGCAGCCGAAAAGUAAAAACUGCUUGGAAAUUAUGAACUUUUUAGGCAAAGAAAUGUUUUAGGUGCAAUGUUAUACAUACCAAAUAAGUUAAACUUAUUUAUAUUUAAUGCAUCAAGUUUUUGCAAAAUACUAUUUUCAUUUAAACAAAUGUUUAUAAAGGACAAGAAUCUUGUCUAUGUCUUUAUAGUAGCAGAUCGUGGUUGUGCAAUGAGAUGUUCAGUGCUAAAUAAUGCUGCUAGUGUCUCACUUUGUCUGGAUAGAAGGAAAUGCAGUCGCUGUUUCUCAGAUGCAUAGUUUCUAAGACUUAUUUACUUUUACACUUGUAUUUGACAUAUGACUUUACAAAGAGGGAGCUGCUUCCAUGAGAUGAAAAUCACAUCAUCUAUUUAAAAAGGACAGCAAAUGAUCUUAAACAACAUUGAAUGUUUGAAAUGGACCCAAACCUAUCAAGCUGCCGUUUGUCUGUGUUCCCUUUUUAAUGUGUAGCAACUGCAGUUUUUUAUCAGCAUGAGUCGGGCAGAGAAAUUGAUGAUUUGUAGUCGAGCAAUACUCUUCAACAUAGAUUUCAUGUGAAGUGAAUAUUUUUAUACCUGUGUUAUUUGCUCUCUUGCAUCACAUGUAACAAUUAUAUGAAUAAAAAAAUGUUGUGUGGCUAGACAACAUUCUCAGAAGGUACAGCAGAUGAAUACUCUGGAUCUUAUCUGCAGCCACGACAGGUUUAAUUCACUGCAGUACCUCUGCUAGAAUUCGUUUUGCACAGUUGUGACACAUGUGUAUUUGUCUUUAGAAGCUGUUGCUAUUUUCCAGUGUUUCUGAUGAACAAGACUGUUGUUAUUGUCAAAGAAAAUACAGAGCAUUUGCCUAUCAAGAGUUGCUUUUAUUUGGAUGAAGUGAUCAAGUGUCGAGAUACAGGCGGGAGUGAAGAGCAAACCUGUCUUCUGGCGACUCUCCCACCAGGAGUCGUCCUCCUACACCUGAAGCCAUUUUGAUCACCCUACUUCGACGCGCCAGUCCCCUUCAUGUCCUCAUCUGCAGUAAAGACAAACCU